UAACGGCGUUAUAUCACGGAAUUGACUUAAUUAACGACACCUCCGCGCGAAACGCACGAGGAAUAAAUUAAACGCGUUUUUAAUUACCUGCUUCACACCCCCACGGCUUCAAGUCCGAGCUUCCUUGAAAGGUGCAUUGAAAUUUGCCGGCUGCUCUCUAAUUUAUCGAGGGGGGGGGGGGGUCAAGUUUAAAAACAUUUUCGUAUAUCUGUCAUAUUGCUGUUGCGUGAUUAGCCCCCAGUGCAUCAACACAGCCCAUUGCAAAAGCGCACCUUGAUUAUAUUAGUGAUUCAUUGUCAUCUUAAUCGGGCAGUUAUAAAAUGAUUGGGUCGGGCAGCGCCAGCCAGCCUGCUUUUAGUUCGGCGAGACUCGACCAUGCUGUUUGCAAAGCAAGCCGGCUCUCUGGUCGGUAUCGUUGUGCUGGCCGUGCUGCAGGGCGCUUUCUCUUGGGAGGAAUGGCCCCGGGUACAGUUUGGACACGGGGAAGGCGACUCUUCGGCCUCUCAGCUGCAAGACGCGGACGAGUUACCAGCAGGUCGCCCGCUCCAGAGAAGCCGAGUCGGACAGCAGUUGAAGGACAGAGCAAUCCGUGUAGCUCAGCAAAUCAAGUCCUUCCUGGAAUACAUGAAACCGCACCCCGCCGGCAGUGGGGUGUUCCCGCACCCAGCCGGCAGUGGGGUGUUCCCGCACCCCGCCGGCAGGGGGGUGGUCCCGCACCCAGCCGGCAGUGGGGUGGUCCCGCACCCCGCCGGCAGGGGGGUGGUCCCGCAGACCGUGGCGGCGCAGUGCGGGGAGACUAAGAUCGUGGUGACGGUCAAGCGGGAUCUUUUCGGAAUCGGCCAGCUGAUCAAAGCCUCUGACCUCAGCCUGGGAAGCUGCGGGGUCACACGGCAGGAUAACGCGACGCAGAGCUUGGUGUUUGAGGCUCGGCUGCAGGACUGCGGCAGUACCCUGACGAUGGUAUCUGACCAGCUGGUCUACAGCUUCACCCUCCAAUACCAGCCGAGCAGGAACUCCAACGAGCCGAUCGUGAGGACCAACUCCGCGGGAGUGGGCGUCGAGUGCCGCUACAUGCGGAAACAAAACGUGAGCAGCAACGCCCUUCAACCAACAUGGCGCCCCUUCUCCUCCACCAGGUCUGGCUCUGCUCUGCUCGGCUUCUCCCUGAAGCUGCUGGCUGAUGACUGGGUCACCCCGAGGACCUCCAGUGUCUACUCCCUGGGGGACGUCAUGAACCUCGAAGCCUCGGUUGAGGGGACCAAUCACGUGCCCCUCCGGCUCUUCGUGGACAGCUGCGUGGCCACUGUGGUUCCCGACAGGACCGCCAGCCCCCGAUAUGUCUUCAUUGACCACAGUGGCUGCCUGGUUGAUGCGAAGGGUUCCGGCUCCAGGUCCCGCUUCGUGUCUCCCAGAGUUCAGAGCGACAAGCUGCAGCUGAAGCUCGAUGCCUUCCGCUUCUACUCUGACUCCAGGAGCACCAUCUACAUCACCUGCCACCUGAAAGUGACGGCUGCUUCCCAGAACGUGGACUCUGUGAACAAGGCCUGCUCUUUCACUGCGGGCUCCGGCAGGUGGAGCUCGGUGGACGGGAGUGAUUCUGUGUGCAGCUGCUGUAACACUGGGAGCUGUGUUGCCUCUUCCAGGAGGAGACGAGGGAGCGGGGCGGCUGCCAGUGCAGUUCUGGAGUGGGAAGGCGACGCUCUUGUCGGUCCCCUGGUCGUCCUGGAGACUCUCGAUUCCCUGGAGGAGCCUGAAGCCCAGAGUCUCCAGUUAGAAGCAGAGGCCGGACCAGCAGCAGGCUUCCCUGUUGAGGUUCUGGUCCUGGCUGGUGUGGUCACUGCUGUGGCUCUGGGCUGCAUUGCUGCGCUGGCCGCUGUGCUUUACAGGAGACCCGGCAGACUCUCUGACUUGUGGUUUUAA
Messenger RNA from Polyodon spathula (Mississippi paddlefish), 1920 nucleotides. RefSeq names its product zona pellucida sperm-binding protein 3-like. The coding region runs from base 376 to 1920 and encodes 514 amino acids. NCBI's taxonomy places the organism in Eukaryota, Metazoa, Chordata, Actinopteri, Acipenseriformes, Polyodontidae. Gene Ontology annotation, molecular function: acrosin binding. Gene Ontology annotation, cellular component: extracellular matrix. The record is from RefSeq and is a predicted model, not a curated record. Gene Ontology annotation, biological process: egg coat formation; positive regulation of acrosome reaction; binding of sperm to zona pellucida. The transcript has 9 exons.